Molecule: messenger RNA, 2833 nt
Organism: Trifolium pratense (red clover)
Lineage: Eukaryota; Viridiplantae; Streptophyta; Magnoliopsida; Fabales; Fabaceae
Exons: 13
Coding region: 549-2423 (624 amino acids)
Biological process (GO): de-etiolation; cellular response to calcium ion; regulation of stomatal closure
Source: RefSeq, a predicted model, not a curated record
GCAAACAAUAAAUAAAUUAACAAUUUUUUUUGAAAGCAAGACAAACAUCAUACACUCAAAGUAGCUGAGGAGAGUGUGUCGAUCGUUAAUUGGUUCAGUAGUGAUUGACAUUAGACUUGAUAGAAAUGAUCGUAGUUUGAUAUUCACAACUGCGAUUGGAAGGAGACCGAAACCAGUUGAUGUCAAAAUUGAUCUUUAAACCAAAUUAUGCGGUCUUGUGGACCCAAAACCGGGAAAAAAAAGUUAAGAUGAGUGUUUUUUUUUUAAAACAUUUUAAAUUAAAUUAAAUAUAUAUCACAUUUAAUUAGUUAGUUAAUUUGGAUUGGAUAUUGAUUAAUUCACUUUUGCUUGGCAUAUUCAUAAACUCAAACUUGAUGAUUCAUCUUCAAGCAUUGUUUUGAAAACGGUUGAACCAACAAUUCCAGAAUCAUAGUUCCUCAUUUUGCAUGUAUUGAUUUUAAGCAGAUGAUGAUUAUAGCUACAAGGGUUUGAUUGAUGUGUUCACUGUUCAUUCAUUCCUUCAUCAUCUUCUUCUUCUUCAAUUCAACAUGAUAAUGUUACCUUUUUGCUCAGCCACACCGUGUUAUUCCCCUUCUUCUCAGAUUCCUUUAUUUGGGGGAUUUCAAUCUCUUUGUCCAGUUCGAAAGGAUUUUGAGAGUAAAUGUGUUGCAGAAGAAACUGUACAUUUAGGUUUGCAUUAUGGAACACCUUCACUUAGAAAUUCAUUUGCAACACAAGCUAUAAAGAAUGUUUCAGCAUGGGAAAAUUCAGAUUGGCAUCAUUCACUAAGUAAUGGAGAAUUUAGAUAUAGUUUAUCGACCGUGCCGGAGGAAUUAGUAGACUUUGCAGGACAGUCAACUGAAGGAUCUGAUGCAUUAGUAGCACCUGCACAACCAGAAGCAAUAUCGAGUACCGAUAUAUCGUCGGGGAAGUUUGAAUCUGUGUCUAGUUUGAUUCAAGGGGGUAAUGAAUCGUUAGCUGCUACAAAAGAAAGUGUUGGUGACCUUGUUUCUGGAGUAAAUGAGUCAUUCAAUGCAGCUGUUAAUAAGGGAGAAGAUAUUUUACGAAGCUCGCUGGAUACGGCCAGUUCUUUUGUUGAUUCCAUUGUUAAAAAUGCUACUACAUCUGCAGAUAAUGCUUUUAGUAAGGUGUUUUCUUCUGUUGAUCAAACGGGGGAUUUAGCGAAUAAGAAAAUUACUAGCGUUUCUAGCGGGAUAAAUGGAGUCACGAGUAAGGCACCUGGUUUGGUUAUUGAUGUGUUGCGCCGCACAGUUGUUGUGGUAGAGAGUUCUUUAUCAAAGGGGGCUUCCUAUGUUGUUUACUUGUAUGGAUCAGCCAAGGAGGUUCUUCCUGCAGAGAUUAGGGGUUCAGUCAAUGUAUAUGAAGAAAAAGCAACACAAAUCUUAAGGCCUGUUGGGUCUGCAACUCAACAGAUAUACACGGCUUUCUAUUCAUUGGAGAAGAGUCUUGGCUUGGAUCCAAACGACCCGAUUAUUCCAUUUGUUGUUUUUGUCGGCUCUUCAGCAACAUUGUGGGCUAUUUAUUGGUUGUGGAAAUAUGGAGGUUACUCAGGAGAUUUAUCACCUAAAUCAGCUUUUGAGCUCUUGUCUGGGGACUCAAAUGCUGUACUUAUAGAUGUCCGCUCUGAGGAUUUGCGAGAAAAAGAUGGUAUUCCUGAUAUUCGACGGGGUGCUCGGUUUCGCUAUGCAAGUGUAACUCCAAUCGAGGUUGAUGGCUCCAUACGCAAGUUGUUGAAGGGUGGUAGAGACCUGGAUGACUUUUUGGUUGCUGUUGUUAUUCACAAUUUGAAAAUUGUUAAGGACAGUUCCAAGGUUAUUGUGUUGGAUGCUGAUGGUACUCGUUCUAAAGGCAUUGCAAGGUCCUUGAAGAAAAUUGGAAUCAAGAAUCCAUACUUGGUCCAAGGUGGCUUUCAGUCUUGGUCUAAACAAAGUCUCCGCAUCAAGGAACUCAAACCUGAAACAACAUUUACCAUACUUAAUGAGGAAGCUGAAGCAAUUCUAGAGAAUAUUAGACCUUCUCCUUGGCAAAUUUUAGGUUAUGGUACGGCACUACUUGCAGGGUCAUAUGGAUUAGUAGAGUGGGAGAAAACAUUGCAGUUUAUCGGUGUUUUUGGCCUCAGUUUGACCUUAUAUCUGCGGUUUUCUUCAUAUGAAAGGUCAGAAGAUUUGACGCAAGAUGUGAGGCUAUUGCUUGCUCCUGUUAAACUUGGAGGUCAGGCGUUUUCAUGGGCUGCCGGAAAAUUGGAAUCAAAUGGCAUAGGGUUACCUACAUCACCUUCAUCUUUAGAUGUUCAGAACCGGGUGUUACAGGCCGCUGCUAAACAUGAAUCCCAACCAUCUGAUAGUGAAGGUAACCAAGACCCAAAUCCUGAAUCCACAGUUACUCUCAAUCAAAAUGCAUGAGAAUAUUGUUCCAGAUUGUCAUGUGCUAGCAUGGAAAGAAGAACAGAGAUUACUAUGGUCAAAACAAAUUAACUCACAUGACUUGAAAUUUGCAUGUUGACAUCAUCCAACCUUUUCUAAACACUGUAAAGCCAACAAGGAUGAUUGUAUUUGAUUAUUUUUAGCGCUGCAAGUUGCAAGAAUGCCACAGGUGCUUAGCACAAUUUCCACCAUCAAAAUAAUAAGAGUGUAUUUGUUAAAUAAGUUAUUAUUUGCAUGAUGCAAAUUGUACUAACAAUUUGUGGUGUUGCAACCAAUAUAGUUUAAUAGUUUUGUAAACUGUGUAUCCUUUAAAAAAUUAUUUUGAUGUUUAGGCCUUGUACAAAUUAUAUUGUUAUUAUUUAAUCAGUUAGAGGAAAUUUGAUCAGCAA